This is a messenger RNA of Lentinula edodes (shiitake mushroom), 1395 nucleotides long. RefSeq lists its product as uncharacterized. Gene Ontology annotation, molecular function: rRNA binding; structural constituent of ribosome. The transcript has 4 exons. Gene Ontology annotation, cellular component: mitochondrial small ribosomal subunit. The record is from RefSeq and is a predicted model, not a curated record. NCBI's taxonomy places the organism in Eukaryota, Fungi, Basidiomycota, Agaricomycetes, Agaricales, Omphalotaceae. Bases 236 to 1255 code for a protein of 339 amino acids. Gene Ontology annotation, biological process: positive regulation of translational fidelity.
GAAUAUCUGUCUGUUUUCUUUUCUUUUUGUUUCCCACUCUGUAUUCGAUUGGGUUCGACUUCCCGCUCGCUUUCGACCCUUGACUUUUUGACGGUUAACACCGGCGCUGGCGUUUCUUUUCGCGUCGACUUCGUUCAGCUAGUACACCUGCGAGUAGUUGAAGGACAAAGGGAAAGAACAACAACAACAAGGAAACGGCGACUCAAACUUGAGCAGAAGAAACGGAGCAAGUAAAAUGAGAGACGUGGGUGUAUACAGUAUCGCGCGGGCCAUGCCUCGUAUGUCUUGGCACCCGCGCAACCUAUACAAUCUCUGGCAACGUAGCGUCAAUCCACGAGUCAAAAACACCUCUGUCUUCACCACGUCCGAAAAGACGCUCUUCCAACAGCGGUGGAAGAGUAAGGCGCUGGUGAGAGCGUACCAUGGGGAUUAUAUCCCUGAAAAGAUCUUUAAAAAGUGGUAUGUCCCGGAUGGGCUCCCGAAUGUUCGGCCGAGAAAAGGUGUACGAGGAGGCGACGAAGGGUUAUUAGAGAGCUACGCUGGCCGGAAAGUCAGAGAAGAUGAAGAAUACGAAGAAGAUGAGAUUAAAUACGAGAUGGCUCCCGUAGGGAGUUUGAUGUUCUCAGAAGUAGAGCGAAGAAUCGACACGGUCGUGUUUCGGGGUUGUUUCGCGCAUAGUAUAUACGAAGCAAGGAGGUUGGUUGUUCAUGGCAAUGUUUUACUUAACGGUAAACGGCACCAAAACGCUAAUACCCGGUUAAAACCCGGAGACAUGAUCACUGUCUCCCCAAAAGCAAUCCGCUUCCUUCAACCACCGGAAAAACUCGACCCGACAUACACCGACGACCCAAAUUCUUCCCUCCCCACCCCUACUACCGCUGCAGAACGUCUCACGCCCUUCCACCUCCCACCCUACGCCUCCCCCUUCCUCUUUAUUCCCGCCUAUCUCGAACCGAACUUCGCCACCUGUUCCCUUAUUUACGUCCGCCACCCUACCGCUCGGCCCGGGUAUUCGGAGAUUCCGUCCCCAUACGACGCUGACGGUGAAAUCGUUCGGUUUGCGUGGGAGUGGUACUCGAGGAGAAGGCCAAGGGUAAGGAGUGUGACGAGGUUGAGGCGGAUGCCGGAGGAUAGGACGUAUGAUCCUGAAAGCAGAGAUGAGAGAGAGAAGGAGAGGAGGGAACAGGAGGUUGUUAGGAGGAAGGAAGAGGCAAGGAGGGGUGGGAUGAUUUUGACUGAGCCUCCGAGAAAGUAGAAUACGUACUCGUAUAGUAGAUGUUGUCUCCGACUAAUGCAAGUGUCACAUUCAUCUUUCGGCCUUCCUACCACUCCAUACUACACGUUAAACCUCAAGUCCAACCUUCACAAAAAUUGAGAUUCAAAGAUUUGACCAGG